This is a messenger RNA of Lacerta agilis (Sand lizard), 1393 nucleotides long. RefSeq names its product histocompatibility minor 13 (gene HM13). Gene Ontology annotation, biological process: membrane protein proteolysis. The coding region runs from base 56 to 1282 and encodes 408 amino acids. The transcript is spliced from 13 exons. Gene Ontology annotation, cellular component: lumenal side of endoplasmic reticulum membrane; membrane; cytoplasmic side of endoplasmic reticulum membrane. Gene Ontology annotation, molecular function: aspartic endopeptidase activity, intramembrane cleaving. The record is from RefSeq and is a predicted model, not a curated record. Lineage: Eukaryota; Metazoa; Chordata; Lepidosauria; Squamata; Lacertidae.
GCCGAGGCCGCCUGCGCCGGGCCGGAAGUGCGGACUGCGUUGGGGACUGGAGACGAUGGAGCAGGCCGAGGCGCACAACGGGAGCGGGGCCGGCGGGGCCUCCACGGCCGGGGCGGCCGGGGCUCGGCCUCCAGCCACCCCGGAGGGCAUGGCGCUGGCCUACGGCAGCCUGGUGGUCAUGGCCCUGCUGCCCAUCUUCUUCGGGGCGCUGCGCUCCGUCUCCUGCGCGAAGGGGAAGAAUGCUUCGGAUAUGCCGGAGACCAUUACCAGCCGAGAUGCUGCCCGCUUUCCUAUCGUUGCCAGCUGCACCCUCUUAGGCCUCUAUGUCUUCUUCAAAAUAUUCUCUCAAGAAUACAUCAACCUGUUGCUCUCCAUGUAUUUCUUUGUCCUGGGGAUCCUUGCCCUUUCCCACACCAUCAGCCCCGUGAUGAACAAAUUCUUCCCGGUCAAUUUUCCCAACAAGCAGUACCAGCUUCUCUUCACUCAGGGCUCUGGGGAAAGUAAAGAAGAGGCUGAUAGAGGUGAAAACGACGUGGUGGCUUUUGUUGCAGAGAUUGUCAACUACGAGUUCGAUAGCAAGGACCUCGUGUGCCUGGCCAUGAGCAGCAUCGUUGGAGUCUGGUACCUGUUGAGAAAGCACUGGAUUGCCAACAACCUCUUUGGCCUGGCCUUCUCUCUCAACGGGGUGGAGCUGCUGCAUUUGAACAAUGUCAGCACCGGCUGCAUCCUCCUCGGGGGGCUCUUCGUCUACGAUGUCUUCUGGGUCUUUGGCACCAAUGUUAUGGUGACAGUUGCAAAGUCCUUUGAGGCGCCCAUAAAAUUGGUUUUCCCCCAAGAUCUUCUAGAGAAAGGCUUGGAGGCUGACAACUUUGCCAUGCUGGGCCUGGGGGACAUUGUCAUCCCAGGAAUCUUCAUUGCUUUGCUGCUGCGCUUUGACAUCAGCCUCAAGAGGAACACGCACACGUACUUCUACACCAGUUUCGUGGCUUAUAUUUUUGGGCUGGGCCUCACCAUCUUCAUCAUGCACACCUUCAAACAUGCCCAGCCUGCCCUGCUGUACCUGGUCCCGGCCUGCAUCGGCUUCCCUCUCCUGGUGGCUCUGGUGAAGGGAGAAGUGGCAGAGAUGUUCAGCUACGAAUCCUCCGCCGAAAUCUUGCCCCAUACCCCAAGGCUCACCCAUUUCCCUAGCGUCUCCGGGUCUCCGUCCAGCCUCGCUGACUCCAUGCAGCAGACACUGUCCUGCUCCCACAGACGCCGGCAGCAAAACCCCAGCGCCAUGUAGCUCUCUCAGGCCUGCCUGUGUAGCCAGCUACGAGGAGAACUCUGCCCCCAAGGAGGUGCCCCCGGGGGAUGCCAAAGAAGGGAAGAAGGAGAAAUGACCUUGGGACGCUCA